Messenger RNA from Striga asiatica, 2021 nucleotides. NCBI's taxonomy places the organism in Eukaryota, Viridiplantae, Streptophyta, Magnoliopsida, Lamiales, Orobanchaceae. The record is from the annotation of a GenBank genome assembly.
AAAAAAGCAAGCAAACAAACAUGGCAUUGCCUGACGGGAUAACCUCUAGUAAAGGGCUACUGGAGGCUCAAGCCCAGAUUUGGAAUCACACCCUAUGCUUCAUAAACUCAAUGUCCUUAAAAUGCGCGGUCGAACUCGGCAUCCCCGACAUCAUCCACAAACACGACGGCCCCAUCACAAUCUCCCAACUAACCGACUCCCUUAAAAUCAACGGCUCGAGAUCCACCAGCUUACGGCGCCUCGUGCGCCUGCUGGUCAACUCCCGGCUGCUGACCAAAGUCAAAAUCACCGACACGGAGGAUGGCUACUGCCUGACUCCGGCCUCCCGCCUCCUCGUGAAAAACGAGCCCCUGAGCCUGGCCCCGUUUGUGCACGUGAUGCUCAGCCACGUCCUAACCGACCCGUGGCACUGCCUCAGCCAGUGGUUCUCGAACGACGACCCCACGCCCCUGGAGACGACCAAUGGUGUAACGCUUUGGGAUAUUGCCGCUAAAGAGCCGGGGGUAAAUCGAUCUUUUAACAAGGGGAUGGCGAGCGAUGCAGGGCUGGUGGCUAAUGUGGUCGUUAGGGAGUGCGGGCACGUUUUUCGGGGGUUGGGGUCACUGGUGGAUGUAGGCGGCGGCACGGGGGCUAUGGCUGAGGCUAUAGCGGAUGCCUUCCCGGGCUUGAAGUGCAGCGUGCUCGAUCUUCCGCAUGUGGUGGAUGGGUUGGAAGGGACUCCAAAUUUGAGCUUUGUUAGUGGGGAUAUGUUUGAGUCUAUUCCUCCAGCUGAUGCAGUGCUCAUGAAGUGGGUGAUGCACGACUGGGGGGACGAGGAUUGUAUUAAAAUACUAAAGAGAUGCAAAGAAGCUAUCCCGAGUAGGGAGAAUGGAGGAAAGGUGAUAAUAGUGGAGAUUGUUGUGGAGGAGAAGAAAGGGAAUGAUGAGUCGAUGGCAGUGGAGACUCAGCUCCUUUUUGAUAUGGAGAUGAUGGCUGUGGUCGGGGGAAAGGAAAGAACAGAGAAAGAAUGGGCGAAGCUCUUUUACGAUGCCGGAUUCACGAGCUACGAGAUCAAUAUGCGUUUACUGGGACUCAGGUCGCUCAUCCAAUGGGUGAUGCACGACUGGGGGGACGUGGAUUGUAUUAAAAUACUAAAGAGAUGCAAAGAAGCUAUCCCGAGUAGGGAGAAUGGAGGAAAGGUGAUAAUAGUGGAGAUUGUUGUGGAGGAGAAGAAAGGGAAUGAUGAGUCGAUGGCAGUGGAGACUCAGCUCCUUUUUGAUAUGGAGAUGAUGGCUAUGCUCGGGGGAAAGGAAAGAACAGCUCAAGCCCACAUUUGGAAUCACACCCUAUGCUUCAUAACCUCAAUGUCUUUAAAAUGCGUCGUCGAGCUCGGCCUCCCCGACAUCAUCCACAAACACGACGGCCCCAUCACAAUCUCCCAACUAACCGACUCCCUCAACAUCAACGGCUCGAGAUCCACCUGCUUACGGCGCCUCGUGCGCCUGCUGGUCAAUUCCCGGCUGCUGACCAAAGUCAAAAUCACCGACACGGAGGAUGGCUACUGCCUGACCCCGGCCUCCCGCCUCCUCGUGAAAAACGAGCCCCUGAGCCUGGCCCCGUUUGUGCACAUGACACUCAGCCAAUUCCUCACCGACCCGUGGCACCGCCUGAGCCAGUGGUUCGCGAACGACGACCCCACCCCCCUGGAGACGGCUUAUGGUGGAAUAUUUUGGGAUAUCGCCGCUAAAGAGCCGGGAGUAAAUCGGUCUUUUAACGAGGGGAUGGCGAGCGACGCGCGGCUGGCGGCCAACGUGAUCGUUAGAGAGUUCGGGCACGUUUUUCAAGGGUUGGGGUCAGUGGUGGAUGUGGCCGGUGGCACAGGGGCUAUGGCCGAGGCUUUAGUAGAUGCCUUCCCGGGAUUGAAAUGCAGCGUGCUUGAGCUUCCGCAUGUGGUGGAUGGGUUGGAAGGGAGUCACAAUUUGAGCUUUGUUGGUGGGGAUAUGUUUGAGUCUAUUCCUCCAGCUGAUGCAGUGCUCAUGAAG